Molecule: messenger RNA, 2803 nt
Organism: Syngnathus acus (greater pipefish)
Lineage: Eukaryota; Metazoa; Chordata; Actinopteri; Syngnathiformes; Syngnathidae
Gene: il12rb2
Product: interleukin 12 receptor, beta 2a
Exons: 16
Coding region: 190-2496 (768 amino acids)
Biological process (GO): cytokine-mediated signaling pathway
Cellular component (GO): membrane; signaling receptor complex; external side of plasma membrane
Molecular function (GO): cytokine receptor activity; cytokine binding
Source: RefSeq, a predicted model, not a curated record
CCCAUCAAGUGCGACUAUGACUCGCAUGAGAACAAAGAAAAACUGAAAAGAUGAAACAUCACCACGCCGAUCUCAUGGAGGAUGAUAAAGUAGCACGAAGAUAAAGAUGGAGGAUCUCUUCUUCAGACUUUUGGUGGUGGUGGUCUUUGAUAUGAACAUGUGACUCACAUUGUCAGUUCCUGAUGACACAUGGCGGCAAUUCCCACGAUAUGGUCCUGGCUCUUCGCCGUGUCGCUUGUGCUGCCGCUGCGAUUAGGCACAGGUGAGUUGUCUUCUUGCGUGAUCUGGUCCAGCGCAGGGCCGGUGGUCCGGCGUGGUUCCAGCCUGGAGGUGUACUGCACCUUUCGCUGCGGGUGCGGCCGCUCCAUGUACAGCGGGCACCCGCCCAGCCUGCAGCGCCACACGGUGGUCAACCACAGUACCACUUACAUCCAAGUGGAGAACAUCACCAAGGACCGGACCUUCAGUUGCUUGUGCACGUGCCUGGACCUCGACCCCUGCGGACUUGACAUCUCGGCUGGUUACCCACCGGAGACACCACGGAACAUUUACUGCAACUACACAGUGCUGAGCGAGCAGAUGGGUGAGAUGUUUUGUUCGUGGGAAAAAGGCUCUGAGACACACCUGAGAGACACUUCAGAACUGCGGGUGAGCAGUGAUUCAAAGUCUUGGCGUCCAAUCAAAAUCGAAGGAUCUGACCCCCCAUCGGCUAGAUUUGCCCUGCCCAAUGGAGUCCGGUUCAUCUCAGUGCAAGUCGCCACCCACAAUGCACUGGGGUCGGCCAUGUCGCUGCCCGCCAACUACACCCUCAGCAACAUCGUGACCCCUGCCGCUCCGGUUCUCCGAGUGCCUCGGUGCACCUCCAGGGGCUGCACCAUCAGGAUUCGGCAACCCGUGAAGACGCAAGACCUGGAGGUCCAGUAUGCUACGGAAACGGGACUGUGGACUACCGAUCCAAAUUCACAGAACAUGUCUGUGGCUUUGGAUCAGUUGUUCUCCAUCUUAUCUCUGGAGCCCUACCAGUGGUACCAGUUCAGAGCCAGGGCCAAAUUCACAACAGGACUGUGGAGUAGCUGGAGCAAUGUCACCUCCAGUUGGACUCAGGAGGAAGCACCUGCCAAGGAGCUGGACGUGUGGUACACUCAACAUCCCUUCGACUUCGAGUCCAUCAGGCUCUUCUGGAAGCCAAUGACCGUGAGCCAUGCCAGGGGGAAGAUUGUGGCCUACUUGGUGUCCGUACACAACUCCCAGUCUGUACUGGAGUUUACAUCCAACCUCAGUGCAAAUGCCACCGACACUUCUGUCACGUUUUGUGCCGAGUGUCACGUGACGGUGAGCGCCCUCAACUCCAAAGGAAUGUCCCCGCCAGCCAAAAUCCUUGCCUAUCAUGCCAAAGCAUCGGCUCAUUUGGAUGUUGACGUGAAAGCACAGGAGCGCGGUGUCGCCCUCUGGUGGAGACAACCAGAAAUGGCGGCGUCCUACGUGGUGGAGUGGUACCCAGAAGGGCUGAAGCUGCACGAGCUGCAAUGGCUCAGACUGGCAGGAGAAGAUCAUCGUGCGAUCAUCACAGGUUUGAAUGCAUCCGAGUGUUACGAAGGGGCCGUUUACGUUCUCUACACUGACGGCUCGAUGACCUGGAGAACGUUUAGACUCUUCAACACCAGCCAAUCAGUACCUAAAGUCGGCCCGUCGGUUAAAUGGAAAGCAGAUGCCACUCGAGUGACUUUGACGUGGGCGGAGCUUCCAAGGGCUCAACGUAGCGGGUGCAUCACUCAGUACACCAUCUACCUGGAAGACAGCCAUGAACAUGUGCAGCAAUACUCUGUUCAAGCGACCAAGCGGACGUUUGUGUUGGAGGACCUGCCCGUGGGUCCCCACAACCUGUGGAUGACCGCUUGGACUUCUCAGGGAGAAGGUCCGGCUUCUCUAAAAAUCCAAAUCAACAUCCAAGCUGUCGAUGGGAUCCCGGUGUUCCUCUUGGUUCUGUGCUUGCUGUUGACCGUGCCGGUGCCACUGCUGCUAUGCUUGUGUCAAAUCGGAGCCGUGAAGAAGAGGGCGUGGCUACUUUUCCAGUGCUUCAUGCUUCAAGUGGUGCCAGAUCCCGCAAACAGCAAAUGGGCAAAAGAAUACGACCAGGGGAAGGGUAAAAUGCACGCUCAGCAAAGUCAGACCGUUCUGACGGAGGAGGAGGAGCCAAUCGUUGUCAUCAUCACAGAUCCAGAAGUAGUGUCCAAUCAUAACACAGAAGAGGUGGACUCCUUACCGACCAGCCCUUCCACACCCGGGCAAUCCUUCCCCACAUACAUCAAGAGUUACUCCCACAAGUCGGAUGGCUCGGAGCAGACUCAGACCUCGCUCGAUACCGAGACUGAACAGGAGGAACAGUUUUCGGAGGAAGAGGACGAUAGGCUAUAUAAAACAGAGGAGCUGCCGACCAUUGGAAAGUUGACCCUGGAUUUAGUCAGGAUUGACUGGAGCCUCUCUGAGAACUGCUGAUCACAAACCUGACUUGACUUGUUUUUUUGAGACUUUUUCGUGGGUCCGCCUACCAAAUUUCUGAAAACUCAAAUUUCAUGUUGGUGUGGAAAACUAGCCAAAAAACUGCAAAAAAUAUGUUGUGAUAUUUUAUUUUAUCUACAAAAUGACCAUGACACAGUGAGACGUCUUAGCGUAAUGUGCACAAAUAUUUGAUGCAUUAUGUACAAUAUCAAACUUUGUUCGACCUGCUCUGUGGAGAAAAUAGCUGUCAAAAAGAUGUACGUAUGUGCGAUUAAAAUGUAUAAAUGGAUCAAACCAAGUACAA